Messenger RNA from Racocetra persica, 173 nucleotides. NCBI's taxonomy places the organism in Eukaryota, Fungi, Glomeromycota, Glomeromycetes, Diversisporales, Gigasporaceae. The record is from the annotation of a GenBank genome assembly.
AAGAAAUUAAUGAUGAUAAAUUGUUAAUUGAGGAAAUUGUUGAUAUUUCAAACCCAGCUUUUAUUGGAAAUAAUAAUUCGUUUAUUGAAGAUCAAGGCAAAAUGUUAAAUACAGCAACUCAGCGGUUCAGUUCAGGCAAUCUUGAUUACAAUCCUGCAAGCUUAGUGACAUAA